Messenger RNA from Paramecium sonneborni, 553 nucleotides. Lineage: Eukaryota; Ciliophora; Oligohymenophorea; Peniculida; Parameciidae. The record is from the annotation of a GenBank genome assembly.
AUGAUUUUAAGAAUGAUAAACAUUUAUGGUUUUUGUAGCAAUAACUAUAAUUAUCAUAAGAUUGUUGGAACACUUCCAGGAAGAGAUAAUAAAGAAUUAAAGGAGAAUUUAGAAAAAUUCACUAGAAUUUAUUAAUAGGUUGAUUUAAGGUAAAUUUAGAGAGAAUAGAUUCAGAAAUAAAGUUUAAAAUUUAUAUAGUAGAAUAUAGAAGCAAGAUAAUUUGGAGAGGAAUCUUAAGUUAUUUAGAAGGUAUUUAGAGUUAUUAUGAUAGAGAGAAGAAUAAUUAAGUAUCUAUUUGAAAAUGAUGGGAAUAUUCUUUUUUGGAAUGUUGAUAUAUUUAGGAAAAGAUACAUAUACAUUUUUGAAGAAUCCUCGAAAUGUACUAUUAUAUGAUGAGAAUACAGGAAAAACAUACUACACAACAAAAGCAGAAUUUGAAAAGAUUAAAGCUGGGGAAAAAAUAAACAAAGAAUAUAAAGAGUUUAGAUUUAAGGUUUUAUCUAAAUAGUAAGAUUAAAAAGAGUUAAAAAAAGAUAAAGAUUCAUUAUUUUGA